This is a messenger RNA of Schistosoma turkestanicum, 2334 nucleotides long. The record is from the annotation of a GenBank genome assembly. Lineage: Eukaryota; Metazoa; Platyhelminthes; Trematoda; Strigeidida; Schistosomatidae.
AUGGAGUGUAUGCUUUUGCUGUGUCCUGCAGCUAAUCAGUCAGACUGUCGGCCCUGUAGCCCUCUCUCUAAAGAACAUCAAAAAAACUGGAACAGAUAUAUUGACUUAUUGCUGUCGAAUUGGGAAGACAAGCUUCACCUUCCCACAUAUUAUCGAGAAUUGAAAGCACACCCUUUUUGUUGUACUCCACGUCCAGGCUAUUCUUGUCGUCUGAAUCUUAUUCAUGAACCCCGAAAGGAACCUCGGCAGUUCUAUGAUCUCACGUGUGCGAACGAAGACUUCUUUACGCCCAUUAAAUGUCUGCAAGACAAUGACAUCAGGUGCUGUUCUGAAAAGCACUGUAAUGUGCCAUCUUCAGAUGAACUCCUGUUGCUUGUCAAAGACAGCCCCUCAAAUUUAUAUAUUGUCGCCAUAUCUCUCUUAACAAUACUAUGCAUCAUACUUUGUAUCGUAUCAGGGACUUUCUACUUUCUCUUGAGAAGGAAAUCAGCUCGACCAAAACAGAUGAUCGCUUCUCAGGAUGGUAUUACAUCUGAUCAUCUGUGGACAUCAAAUAAUAUUGACAACCAAUACUUAAAGAGGUCUUUACAAGCACCAGACACUUUAACUGUAAAUAAUACUUGUCCUGAAAAUGCAAAAGUAUUUUUCAAUGAUCCUUCCGCUGUUUCUGCUGGUAUAACUGGUCGUGCGGCUGGUAGCUUGAGUCAUUUUGGCAGUAGUGCUUUGGGAGCUACUCCUGGAAAUAUUAAUUCAUGCUCAAAUUCCCCUACUGGAGCUAUGACCAUCACUAGUUCGGGGUCGAAUUCUGCUAUGCCUACAACAGGUACUACUCCUGCGGAUUUGCUGGACCACACGUGCAGUGGAUCAGGAUCCGGAAAACCUCUACUAGUUCAGCGAACAGUCGCCAGGCAGGUUCAAUUGGAAAAACGUAUCGGUGAAGGUCGAUAUGGUGUUGUAUGGCGUGGCGUUUGGCAAGGUGAUUUAGUAGCGGCCAAAAUUUUUUCUAGUCGAGAUGAACGUUCAUGGUUCCGUGAGACAGACAUUUAUCAAACGGUGAUGUUGCGUCAUGCAAAUAUUCUAGGCUUUAUUGCAGCUGACAACAAAGAUACAGGACUGUCAACUCAAUUAUGGCUGAUAACUGAUUAUCAUCCUUUAGGAUCAUUAUAUGAAUUCCUACAACAACAUUGUCUUACACCAUUUGCCCUUGUACGUGCUGUUGCAUCAAUCAUUAAUGGUUUGGCUCAUUUACAUAUGGAAAUUACUGGGACACAGGGUAAACCUGCUAUAGCUCAUCGUGAUCUGAAGUCUAGAAAUAUCUUAGUUAAAAUGGAUGGUGAGUGCUGUAUUGGAGAUUUGGGCUUCGCACUUAAAUUGGACUCAUCUAUGAAUUCUGCAUUGGAGGUCAAUUCAAACUCAGACCGUGUUGGAACCAAACGUUAUAUGGCUCCUGAAGUGUUAGAUAAUACAAUACGUUCAACGAGUCCAGAAGCAUUUAAACAAGCUGAUAUGUACAGUCUAGGUCUGGUAUUUUGGGAGGUCACAAGACGAUGUUAUGUCCAUAAUUUAUUCGGACCAGACGAAUAUCAACUGCCUUAUCAAGAUCUUGUGUCUGCGGAUCCUUCAGUGGAAGAAAUGAAAUCUAUUGUUUGUGAACAAGGUCUACGACCAGGUCUACCAGCUAUAUGGUCACAACAUGAAAUCAUCCGAGCAUUACAAGAUAUAAUGAGUGAAUGUUGGUAUGCUAGUCCAUCGGCUAGACUGUCAGCUAUGCGCGUUAAAAAAUCACUAGCUGGUGUACGCAAACAAUUAGACAGUAAUCCAGCAUUGUCAGAUUUCUCACAUACUAACUAUCUACCUCUAGAAGCUACUGACAAGCUUCCUUUUGGCAUAAUUCGUUAUCCAUCUGUCCCACGCCAUACUAUGAAUAAUAGUAUCAAUUAUAAUAAUCAACAAAUAAAUUUACUAUCAAAUCUUACAAGUACUACUACUACUUCUACAGCUGGUAGUAAACUACUUAUCUCAGGCGGCGGUGAUAACAACAAUAUUGCUUAUAACAGUAAUAAUAAUAAUAAUAAUCUUUCACUAACCACUAGCAUUGCCACCACACCUAUAACAAUGCUCGGUAAUAAUAUACAUUAUAGAAAUUCUCAAUUGGAUGAUAACGAUAUGUUGUAUUCAUCGUCAUUAUUAUUAUGUAACAAGGGAAAUAUUUCUUCACAUUGGUCAAAUUGUGAAUAUGAUAAAUUAUUAUUAUUCAAUACACAUGAUAACAAUAAUAAUCCUAAUGAAAGAUCCAAUAAUGGUAAUAAUAAUAAUAAUUCAAAGCAUUUAUAG